This is a messenger RNA of Lytechinus variegatus (green sea urchin), 9955 nucleotides long. Its product is annotated as serine/threonine-protein kinase Nek10-like. Bases 453 to 4016 code for a protein of 1187 amino acids. The transcript has 33 exons. NCBI's taxonomy places the organism in Eukaryota, Metazoa, Echinodermata, Echinoidea, Temnopleuroida, Toxopneustidae. The record is from RefSeq and is a predicted model, not a curated record. Gene Ontology annotation, biological process: protein phosphorylation. Gene Ontology annotation, molecular function: protein binding; protein kinase activity; ATP binding.
UGCUCCAAACCCUUGCUCAGUGGAGGACAUGACUUGUGUCUCAAGGAACAUUUAAAGGAAUUAUACUUGAAAUUGGAUAUACAUGUAUGUCUCCAUCAAUCUAUUUCUGAUAAAUGCAGCUUCAGUUGGAGUUUCUAGUUGAUAUGAAGUGAAUUCAUCAUGUGUACACUGAUUUCUUUUAAUUUCUUUUGAGGAACAAUUCUGCUUUCUUCCCAUUUGGAAGAAGUAAAGCUGAGUUAUCACAACAUAUUUUAUACUUGUUGCCGAAAACACCUCAAAGAAGGCCAUAGCAUCAGACUUAGGACCUUUUACAGACAAUUAGUGGCUGCUCCUAAUGACCAUGACUUACUCCAGCUCUGCUAACUCUUGAUUGCUCACAUCGGAUCUGAGCGGCUCUAAUGUGAAGCCUGCCCUCAACGGUUGGAUCCCUGGCAUGUGACUCAUUGGUCAAGAUGCCCAGUGGAGACAAGAAGCACCGACACACAGAGGUCAAGAGGGACAAGGAGUUGGAUAAGCUUCUACGGCUUCUUAGUACACCAACAAACAAACAGCAGCUACCUCCCUUAGACUUUGAUGCUAGUAAUAACAACAAUAACAACAACAGUCCUGAUGGCAAACUCCUUGGUUCAACCUCAAUGGUUCCCCACUCUCCUCCUAAUGGUAACAAUCAACAGCAUCAAAUAUCUGAAGCAUCAGCCUUGGAGAACUUUAGCUCUAAGUAUCAGACAGAGAGGAACUUCAGUGGUCAUGUUUUCAGCAAGCAAUUUGAUCAGAUUUUCUCAGCAAUAGUCAAGCACAGAUUAUGUUGUUCAGAAUGGGUAGAACGAAUACCUACAGAGCACAUUGUCCGAGUUCUGAUUGUCUUGAGGCUGUUCCUACGAGAUCAGUCCUACCAGAAAACACUGUUUGAACUAGGAGGGGUCAAAGUACUUUCACAGAAAUUACUGACAGCGACAGAGAAUUAUCUGAACAGAGGUGAUUCUGAACCAUUCAUGGUGGAUAUACUCAAAGAAAUGUCAAAUAUUUUUCAGAAGUUGUCUGGUGAUGUGAAACAAAGGGACUGGUUAAUAGCAUGUGGAGCACACAGGCCAUUAGUAAUGUUACUAUCAGCUAGUGAUGUCAUGGUCCUACACUGUUCUCUGUAUGCUCUUAUAGGCAUGGCACAGAGCCCUGAUCCUAGAGCAGUGAUAGGAGAGCUAUACUGUGUGGAAACUCUCCUCAGGAUAUUACAAGAUUAUGAUAUUCUUUCUAAAAAACUUGCUGCCAGUCUGUUGAAGGUAUUAUGUCUUGAAGAACAAGUGAGAGAGCAGGUGAAAAUAUUUGAUGGCAUGCCAAUUCUUCUGAGUAUUCUCCAUUCAGAUAACAUCAGUCUACUCUGGAAUGUGGUUUGGUGUAUAGUACAGCUAUCUCAAGACCAGGAUGCUAGCAAUGAUGUCAGAAGUAUGGGGGGAAUACCCCUUCUUCUCGCACUCUUACAUGAUCGUGAAUUCAGUUCUGAUAGGGGUUCAUCUCAAGCCUUGGCCAGUGCUAGUUCAUCAGGCAGACAUCACUCACUACCAUUCCCUCUCCAUGAUAAUGGAGAUAUUCAAUUGGAGCAUAUAUUAUCUCUCAAAUCAGCAUGUUGUGCAGCUUUGACUGAACUUGUACACAAUGACACAAAUGCUCAGCAGAUCGUACAGAACAAUGGCAUCUAUAGCGUGGGUAUGCUUAUCUUUCCUCAGAAGACUUCUAAGAAAGCUGAAAGCGAGGCUGUUCAGACUUUACAGAGAAAUUCUUUCCGAACGCUAAGGUUUCUGUUCAGUAUGGAGAGGAAUCGUCGUCUUUUCAAACGUCUCUUUCCACCAGAUCUUUUUGAGAAGUUUAUUGAUGUCGGUCACUACCAAAGAGACAUCAGUGCUUAUAACAACCUUGUAGAAGCGCUCUCUUCUUUACCGGCUGAUCUCUUGGACACCAUCAAGGUGAAUUUUGAGGAGACGAACCAGAACAAGGAACCAACCCAAUCCAUCUCAGGAUAUCUAGUCUAUGAACAUCUAGGAACUGGUGCCUUUGGUAGUGUCUACAAGGUGAAGAAGAAUGCCGGUGGCAAUUUCUUGGCUCUGAAGGAGAUCUCAUAUAACAAUCCAGCCGUGGGUAGAACAGCCAAAGAGAAGGAGAAGAGUAUUGAAAGUAUAAUUAGUGAACUCAGUAUCGUCAAAGAACAUAUGAGACAUCCAAAUGUUGUACGCUACUACAGGACGUUUACAGAGCCUCAAGCAGAGAAGAUGUAUAUUGUAAUGGAGCUGAUAGAGGGAGCCCCACUCUAUGAACAUUUCAACUCACUAAAAGAAAAGAAUGAGCUGUUCUCUGAGGAGAGGAUAUGGCAUAUAUUCAUUCAAAUUGUUCUUGCAUUGAGAUAUCUUCAUAAAGAGAAGAAGAUAGUACAUAGAGAUCUUACACCUAACAAUAUUAUGCUUGGAGAGAGGGAUAGAGUUACGAUCACUGAUUUUGGUUUAGCCAGAGCCAGGCAACCUGAUGCAAGCAAGAUGACAUCAGUAGUAGGAACCAUACUCUAUAGUUGUCCUGAGAUUGUGCAAUCCACUCCGUAUGGAGAGAAAGCUGAUGUUUGGGCUGCUGGUUGUAUCCUAUAUCAGAUGUGUACAUUAACACCACCAUUCUACAGCUCUAAUAUGCUUGCUCUGGCCAGCAAGAUAGUAGAAGCCGACUAUGAGCCACUCCCUGCUGAUCAGUACUCUGACCUUGUUAGUACCACCAUUAGAAGAUGUUUAACCGCUGACCCCGAGCAGCGACCUGACAUUGUAGGCGUGGCAGGCCUAAUAGCAGACAUGAUAAUGCGUCACAUGGAUGGCCUUCGGACCACUCAGAUCUCCCUUGAGAAGAAACUAGAAAGAGAACGAAAGAGAACUCAAAGGCACUACCAUGAGGCGACACGGAAUAUGCAGAACUAUCAUCGGUUGUUCUUAGCUUCCCAAGAGAAGAUAGAUCGUCUAGCCAACCUGUCAGGUAGUGGAGGAGCAGUUAGUAUCAAGAGUGAUUCUGAAAUCAAUGAUGUAUUUGAGUCUUGUGAUGAGUUAUCUAGUACAGCUGGUAGUCAGAUAGACCUUGGUCCAAUCAGACCUAAACACAUCUCAGUUGAUACAGAUAAGAGUGCAGAGAGUGGUAUAGAGGAAGAUGAUCCCACAACCUGUGAUAGCCUGGAUAGUAGCUCAGGAAGCUCAAUACUUGGCUCUAGCCUUAAUUCUACCACUAGUCAUCAUGCAGUGCCCCGCCCCCCAAACUCACCCCGUCCCUCCGUUCCGAUCAUCAUCAAGAGACCAUUCACUGCUGAAUCACCAGCAACAAAAGGCCUGUUAUCACCGAGUGAGGUACCUUCCGGGUCAUUGACCCAUCGUCCAUCAGGAGCUACACUACAUAGAGCAUACAGUGGAUCAUCAUUAGAGACUCUCAAACGACAAACAUCAUCUGCUAAUCAAAGAAUGCGUCCUCCAUCAGCUGCAGCUACUUUGACCAUCUCUCCUCGCAAAGUCCGUCAGAUCAGUGAUCCCGUCCUUAAGAUCCUUCACCUCAUCCACAAGCUUAUCUUCAUAUGUCAGCUACCGCCAACACUUGCCCCUAACCCUCGUCGUAAGGUCAUAGAACGAUUCAAGAGGGCGCUCUUUUCUCCACAGUCUAAUUCAGUCAAUCUCAAAGGCGAGCUCAAAAAGGUCAUCUUGGGAUCUAAGGAGUUAAUAGACUUGAACCUAGGUGUAGGUGAAGCGGCCCUUCUACUCAGACAAGCUAAUCAAGAAGAAGCAUGCUAUCAGGUCACAGGAGAAGCACCAGCUCAUGUUAACUUACCUGUGGAUCCACAUGACUCAGACAUAGGGAUCACAUAUGAACAGAUGCAGAACUUCAUUGAGAGUGUAUUAGCAGAAUGUGGAUACUACAGUAUGUCACCACAUGCAAGGAGAAAGUUACCCCUUGGACCCAUAGGUGGAGCACCCCUGAUGAUACAGAGGAUGGCUUCCUUUGACAUCUGAGGAUCCUUGAGGAUAUUCUUCUAGAUGCUGCUUCAGUCGUGACCUUGUCACCAAACACCUGUACAGGAUAAUACACCAAGGAUACAUUGCAUACAGUGGCAUGGAAGAGAAACUUGUCUCCUCAGUAUUUCUAGAGGUGGUUUAGAAGAAUAUGCAGCUGCUACAGCAGUUUUCGAAAAACAAUUAAAGAUGGACAAACACUGAGAGAUCCCGUUUGUAUAUUGUGUCCGUCUGCAUCAGUUGUGACUUAUUAAUCGUCAUUGAGUGCACAUGCGUUCACAUAUCUUGUGCUUUAGUUGUGACCUGGCUGUCAACUGUCAUUGACAUAAAGUGCACAGAUAUACACAUAACUUGUAGAGGAGGAUUGACAUUUAUUCCUUCCUUCAGGAGGUCAUCUUGUCAACCAAUUCCUGAGAAUCAUCAACUAUUGGACAGAGAGUGGCUUCCAUAGUCCCAAUGUAUUGUGUGUUAAAAGAGUUUCCUCAAGAUGUUUGAUAACUUUGGCUGAUGUUAAUUUGACCACAUCACUCACAGACAACACAGUAGGUGGCAAACCAAAGUAGAAAGAAUCCAUGAGGAAUUGUAUAUCACCUUUAAGUCCAGACAGCUUCUUCAUCAUUUGUUUGUGGAUGAUUACCUGGUUAUUCAACCCUGUCCUUAUGGUGACCUUGAGAAGCGCAUACUCUUGAUGAUUUGGGAUAGAGAGUGCCUUCUUAUCAGAUCAGUCUGUCCGUAGGAGGGUCAGCCAAGAAGCAUUGUUAGUCCCAGAAUGCUUUCUAGAGCUCCAAUGUUCAAUAAGGACAGAUGUUUUACAUUCAGGAUCAGACGUUGAUGUUUAAAUGUUUAUUUGGAAAUGAUAUUGUACUUGGGGGAAAAAUGUUUUUCAGAAACUCAAGAUUCAUAUUGAUUGUUUGGCUUUUUAGACAAAACCUUGAUUCUUAAUGUGCAAUGCCAAACUAUCCUUUAAGUGCCUAGUGUAUUUGGAAUAGAUAUCCUGCCUCAGCACUAUUAAUAUAAAAUCACAAUAGACAUAGACAUUCAAUGUCUGUAAUGGCAUCACUAUCAGGUCUCAGAAUACCUCCUGUGAAAGUGAUUUUGAAAAAUUAAUUUGUUUGAAGAAUUCUGUGUAAGGUCUCACUCUUAGAGAUCAAGUUGAAAUGGUAUAACACACCAGGGUAUGCUUUAGACCAAGGUUAUGAAGGUGGCUCUGAUGCUCACCUUAAAUACCUUGCUACCUUCCAUUACCAACAGUGAUUCUAAGGUGAUCUGUUGCCUUUCCCUCAUGAGGGCUCUAAUACACUUACAGAAUGAAUUGGCCAUGUUUGAUACAUGUACAGCAUGUGGAGAGGCACACAAAAUGUACAUUUCAUGUCAAAAGGGAUACAUACUGUACAAUAUUGUGCCAUCAUUAUGGAUAAUCACCAUUUGUGUCUGUUACUUGUCUACCAAUUUAUUUUAUGAUAAUUUCAUGAUAGCAAGAUUGUCAUUUUAUUGAAUUCAAAGUGCACUAUAGUAAUCACCUUGAUAUAAAACUAAUAGACUAAGUGUGCUGGUACAUAUAUUUAUUGAUUUUAAAUGAGAAAUUUGCUACUAAGUUAGAUGAACACACAACAAAAUCUGCAUUAGUUGAGUAAAUUCACUGAAUUGAUUCAAUUGCAUUUAUUUCUGUGUUUAUAAUGUUCUUCAUGUACUGCAUGUCAAAAUUAUGAACUUUCACUAUCUUUAUUGAUAGCUGUAAGAGCCUACAAUCUGUAACAAAAACAUUUUUAUUUUCAUUGUGUUCUUGGUAAUUUUUCUAGAAAUCCGUUCAAGCGGAGAAAAAGGAAUAUGAAGACAGAGUGUAUUAGAAAUUCAAUCAGUAUUGUUGUUUUGUUUGAAGAGUAAUAAGAGACAAAUCAAAUAUAUUGCUAUUCAGGAAUUAACCAUCAAGAAAACAAUAUAUUUUGCUGCAGAAUAGAGUGCCAAGUAUUGCUUAUGUUUACACGAGAAAAUAUUUUCUUGCACAAAGUCAAAUCCAACACAAACUCAAGUCUUCACUCAAAGAAAAUGAACAAAAUUAAUUCCAAACAGGUAGUCUACUGUACAGAUAGAAUGUGGACUCUUAUAUUUGUAUAUAAAUAUGACAGAGUAUGAAAAGCUAUAUAUAUCAGAAAUAUAAAGCAGAGUGUUUAAAAAGAUAUUGGUACAAUGAAAGAUGGAUUGACUGAGUUAUUUUUAUAGAGAGUUUAAAAAGAGGUAUUUAAGAGCACAUUUUAAGAUAAUUCAUUGAGUUGCAUGUAUAAGGGAGGUUUACAAAGACACAAACUGACAAAUCUGUAAUUUAGGAACAAUUAAUAUUUAUUUUCUAGGCAAAUAAUAAAAAUUAACAAUCAUAUGAUCUGAGCAUAUCUAGGCCUCGCGCUUGAUAUCUUGAGUUGCGUUUAACAGCACAUCUCUUUCUGCAACGAGGCCUAGUAUGAUAAACAUUGUCUUUGGUUAUAGUUCAGAUAUUUAUUUUUUGUAGCAUGAUUCUGAAUUUCAUAGUUUGAUUGAUAAAAACUUGUUCUGUAAUAUAAUUUGUAGGAUAGCAUAUAUCUAGUGUGUGUGUGUGUGUUUGGCAUUACAAUCUAUGAUAUCAAAAUUCCGUCCAUUGCAUUGUAAGUGGCUCAUAUAUGUAAAUAUUUUGUAAAUGAGUCUGGCACUGAGUGUCGUAAUUCAUUGAGCAUGAAAAAAAUAUGUGUUGGUGCUUUUAUACAAAAAUAAACGAUGUUAUUAAGGGUCAGAACCCUUCAGUUCAACAUGAAAAUGUACAUUAUGUGCACAUGGUAAUAAAAGUAAUUUUGUGUUAAUUGCAUUGAUAUAUGUUCUUGAUAUUUAAAUCACUUGGGUUUAUUUUAUUAAUUGUGUGCACUUCUCAAAUAAUAAUGACUGUAUACGUCUAUAAAUGUUUCUUUUAUCGACAUUUUACAAUGUCUCCUUGCUUUGGAAGCAAUAUCUUAUUUAACAAUUAACAUGAGGGAUUUUAUCCCUCCCAUUCUCUCAUUUUCUCUUGUUUUCGCUGCAAUUUAAAAGAACACUGAGUAUGUUAACAGUAAGGGAUAUAUCGCAAAGAGCAAUGAAUAUAAUAUAAAUGCUAUAUGAUUAGAAAAACUAUCAAGUAAUGGCUUUAAUUAUUGACAUUUAGAACAAAAAUAUUUUGAUUUUAGUGGAUUUAGUUUAGCUCUAACCACCAGACCACUUCCUCAUAAUAUUUUCUUACGGAAAAAAUACAUUAUUAACACUACCUAAUUUUCUAUCAGAAAAAUGUUAAAGGAUAACAUUUUUAGUGACUACAUUGGCAAUCACAUUUAAUUUUAUAUUACACCUUUCUUGAUGUAGGAUUCUGCUAGCAUGUUUGCCGCUUCAUCCAUUUAGAAAUAAAUGUCAUUGACCAGAUGAUCCAUAUGGCCGAUAAGAUACUCUGAAGCUAAAGAUAUACAUGUAUACUUCCAUUAAUAACUGAGGAAUUUUCCACAUUUUCUUGUUGAUUUCUUAUUUCCACCAUACCAGGUGAUAUUGUUUUAUGAUUAUUUGUUUAACUUUUAAUUAUUAAUGGUUUGCCUGUGUGCUAGUAAUGUGCUGAUCGACAUAUGAAAAUGAUAAUGUAACCCUUGAUUAAAACUACUUAACUUUGAUCUAGCCUUGCUUCCAAAAUAAAUGGUAAUUGUUUUCCACCACUUGCUGUUGAUACUUGUAUGCUGCCCAAGAAAGAAGUAUUUUAGUCUGGGGUCAAGUCUAGUGUGAUUGACCCACUCACUGUGGUAACUGCUUUUAUCAGGCUUAGACACAGACCCCACCAAAUUACGUUUUAAGCAAAUUAAGAAUGAUAGCAUGAUAUGGAUAAGUGGUCAGACUUUGAGAAAGACUAGACAGGGAGAGUUGGUGUUAUUUUAUUAUUGUCUGUGGUAUUACUAUAGAAUGAAUAUUUUAUAAAUAAAUCUUCCAUUCCGUCCUUAGCAAGCUAUGCCUUCUUGAAUAGACUAUCAAGAUGCACGUAUGUAAAUAAUAUCUCUGAAUAUUGCAUGCAUUGUGUAAAAAGAAAGAAUAUUUAUAUUGAACAUGCUCGAGUAUCAGAGGGAUUUUUUAUUCAAUUAAGAAUUUUGUCAGGAAUUUGUGUGUCUUUAAAUGAUUAGAUUGAUUUGAACACCUUGUUGAAAAAACCUUGCAACUUUGAAUUUAAAAUUUGAUUGAUAAGGUACCAACAACAAACUGUGUGUCUUUUUAGAAAUUCUCUUUGCCUUGUAUGAAACCUAAAUUUUGGUUGAAAACACCUCUUUCAAGUUCUUAAUUCUAAUAAAUUUCAUAAAUUCAGCCUGAAUUCAUCUUUUCUAUUGCAGUUAAGCAGGUGAACCACAUCUGUGAAUGUAAAUAACAGAAUUUUCAUUUGUAAAUAAACCGGGUAAAGAACUCUGAAAAGAGUAUGGAUGAAAAUAGUUAUAUUUAUGACAGUGUGAAAUGUAAGGUUUGUUUAAUAGAAAAAGGAGAAAUAUAUCAAGUAUUUUUGUGUGAAUCAUAUGAAAAUAAUGUUGUUUGUAUGUAUAGUAAUGAUGUAAUAUGCAGGCAUUGAAACAUCUACAAGCAAAGCCUGGUGCAAACUACACUAUCUUCUUUAUCCGACUUUGGAGAAAAAAUGUGUUAACGUUUGAUAUUGAUAUUCCAACCUGCAAACUCUUAAUAAUCAAAAUUCCAAGUAGCGCCAUGAAUAUUGAAAUGAACUUUCCUUUAUCAAAUGGCAAGAAAUUAAUGAAAAAACACAAAAAUGAAAGUGUGUAAUGAAUUUAACAUUUGGCAAAUCGUAUUGAAUGUAAUUUGGGAUUUUGUUCUGGGCAUUCAAAUGUAAUUUUGUCCCUUUUGCUCUAAUACUAAGUUUUACUUCAAUAAGAUUGCCACCGCUAGUUGUGGUUCACAGUGAAAUCACUGAUUUAUAUUCACUUUGAAGCACCAUUACAAGUUAUAUAAUUAUCAGUGAAUGGCAACUUGUCUGUAAGAAUAACGUUCAUAUUAAGACACCCUUCAGCCAUUUCAUGAAGCUGUUUUUGACAUACCGGUAGUGGAAUUCCUUCCUAUUCAAAUGCUGUUUGACAACAGGAAUUUUAAUCUAAAAAGAUUUGAUUUUCAACUUUAAUAUUAAGAAUCUGAUAUAGCCCCCCAAAAUUUUGCCAUUGAAAUAGCUACAUGUAACACCACAAUGAAAGGCAUAGAAUACAUGUAUGUAGUUAUGUUAUUUACAAAAGGAAUUUAUUUCUUUGUUUCUAAUUCUUUACUGUUGUGAUUUAACAUAAAUUACAUAUCAUUUAAACUUACAGGCCCAUAUUCUGAAGUCGAGUUUGAUUUGAACGCUGCUUUUAAGUUGUGGUUUAACUAUGGAAAGCCAGUUGUUACAUAAAUCUCUAACAUUAGAGGUUUAAUGUAUCAGCUCAUUUGACUCCCAAAACAUUAACUGCCUGGGAAGAAUAAGUAUGACAGUUGUCUUCACCAUUAAAGAAUUAGUAAAGAGCACAGUAAACAUGAGAAGCAUUUACUGUAAAUAAAAUAUUGAAACGUUUUUAGUUUCCCAUAAUUUUAGCACAGAGUUAGACCACUGUCAGAAUACAGGCCAAAGUAUUGUAAAUUACAAUACUUUAAGUUUAAAUAAUCUGUAAUUUAUUUGUAAAUAACUUCUUGAGUUCAUGAAUUAUAAACUUCAUUUGAUGAUAUUUGUUCAGGUAUUUUAUCUAUUUUCAGAUGACUUUGAAGAGAAGUUAAGAUAUUUACUUGUGUCAAUACCCUCAUUAAGUCUAUUGAUGGAUACAUCUUUUAUCUUGUGUUUCAUUGUGAUGGAAGCAUUGUCAUACCCUUAACAGCAAGUCUGUAUACUUUUAAGCCCAAUUCAUUUUGUGUGCCCUCUUGAUUUGUAACAUUAAAAACAAAGUGAAAUACUA